AUGGAGCCUCAUCCAACCUCCUCUUCCACAUAUUCACCAAUGCAAAUUCCAGAAAUUGGAGGUAAAAUGCUUAAUCGGAACAGCUCCAGUGAAAAAGACCAAAGCUGGCAAUGGCUGCCAGCCUCGCCAAAACUCCAUACCCAGGCUUAUGAUAGCUUCCAGACAAUACUGAAGAACUUCAGGUUUGACCAAACCGAGCCCGACCGGGAUAUUUUGCCAUUUACAUCAUACAUUAAGCUUCGCUGUUCCUUUCCCAAUAUUGAGAAACGUUUGCGAAAAGCUUGGAUAGCGACUCGUUAUCACAACCCUGGUCUGGCUACAGAACUUGAUCUGCACCACAAAUACUACCGUGUUCCUUCAACCGAAGAUGUGGACAUGUGGGCAUGGGCAACAUUCCGUGUUCACCAAGAUGCCUGUGCACAAGAUGUGGCAGAACAGCCCCGUCGCUCUGCGCAGCCCAUGCUUCAUUGGUUUCCACGUACACAGGAAUUGCUGCUUGUCUCUCAUCACUUCUAUUUCGAUGCCAGAGGCGCAUGGUACUUCUGGGAUCUUCUCCUGGAUUUAACAGUGAGAGCAGAAAAUGUUAAUUUCGCAGAUGAGAAAGCAAAUCUUCCAAUUACUAGAGACGAUCUUCUAGGUCUCCCGAGUUAUCCUACUCUCACGUCUUUUACCAAGGCGUAUCAGAUUAUGAACGACUCUAUCAAAGAAGAUCUGAUACUGCUACCUGCUCUGCUCAAGGAUCCUGGCACGCACCAGCUUCAUUCUUCCGCCAAACGUCUAGACCGCCACGGUCAAGUGCGCAUGACAUUGUCCCAGGAGCAAACAGCGGCAAUUGUCACAGCAUGCAAAGAAAUCGGCUCUUCUGUCACGGCAGCCUUUUAUGCGGCGUUAGCCCUGGAAUGUCAGGCUCUUCAGGCCGAGCACGGUUCUCGAGGAAGAUACGCUCUUACCUUCCAUCAUUUCGACGCAAGACCUUGGUAUACCCAGACUGUCAACGCUCGUGAAAACCUGGGCAUCGACCAACAUGCUAUUAUUCCCUUUGCGCUUGACAUGGAAGGAAAGUCUUACAGCGAGCUUGCUUCCACCACGGACGCGUUUUUUAAGACCACACGUUCGGAUUUUGCUCAGGAUUCAUCCGGACUAGAUGCCAUAAACUAUUUGCUUGCAAAUAUCAUUUCCCCUCGAACACCAUUACCAAGUGCGCCUUUCUUCUCCAGCUACGGCAUAGCGGAGAAAUACAUGAAGUCCUUCUACAGACAGAACGACACUGCAUGGCUGGAGGUUGAGGAUGUGUAUAGUGCAGUUCCAAUGACAGAUCUAGCCAACGGUAUUUUCAUCUGGACUUUCAGAGACAGGCUCCAUGUUCUAGCUACAUUUCAUGAGCUUAACCAUGCGGCCUCAAUGUUUGAGGGACUUCUAAAGAACACUUGUCGCCGUAUGCUGCAGGGAUUGGGGGUUGAGCAGAUAUUUUAG
This is a messenger RNA of Aspergillus puulaauensis, 1473 nucleotides long. RefSeq lists its product as uncharacterized. The record is from RefSeq and is a predicted model, not a curated record. NCBI's taxonomy places the organism in Eukaryota, Fungi, Ascomycota, Eurotiomycetes, Eurotiales, Aspergillaceae. The transcript has a single exon. Bases 1 to 1473 code for a protein of 490 amino acids.